Aureobasidium musti is the source of this 981-nucleotide messenger RNA. NCBI's taxonomy places the organism in Eukaryota, Fungi, Ascomycota, Dothideomycetes, Dothideales, Saccotheciaceae. The record is from the annotation of a GenBank genome assembly.
AUGCCUUCGUCUUUCGUUUCUACCGCCCUCGCUUUGGCUUCUGUCGUGCCCGCUCUUGCAGCACCCACAAACAAUCUUCUCAAGCGUGCUGCCCUCCCAGCUUAUGCUCUGACAUACGCACCUUAUACAUACCUUCAAAGUGGUGAAGGAUGGUUCCCAUCAGAUGUUGCAACUCACGUCAAGCACAUGUCUGUCGAGUACGACUACAAAAACGUGUCUACUUCUGUCUCACUCAAGACAUUAAACACAUUCAACUCAUCCACAUUCUUGACAAGUUAUGACAAUGUCGAAACCAAUCCCGCUUGGCUGACAAGCACAUAUGGCAAGCCCAAUGCCAAGGGCUACAGUGCUGCUCCUGCUACCAUCAUCGCUGUUGAGAAAAAUGGGUUUGUCGACGUCUUUUACUUCUACUUCUACAGCUACAACCAUGGUAGUCUGGUGUUGGGAAGCAGAGUCGACAACCAUGUUGGAGAUUGGGAGCACAGCAUGGUAAGCGACAUUUCGGUUAGCAUCACGCCAAUACCCGAGUGCUUACCAGUCCUUACANNGAUUCGCUUCUCCACUGCCGGUGUUCCUCAGAAUGUUUACUACUCCGCUCACAGCAGUGGUAGCGCAUACACCUAUGCAGCCGUUCAGAAAGUCGGCGUCCGUCCUGUUGUUUACUCUGCUGCUGGUAGCCAUGCAAACUAUGCUACUGCAGGCACUCAACAGAUCUACCCGAUCGUCGGCAACAUCGUCACUGAUACCACUGAUGCCGGUUUCUACUGGGACGUUGCACAGAACUACCGCGGCUACUACUAUGACCCCUCUAGCAACACUGUUACCAAUGCUGGUGGUGCUGAUAUUGGUGGUACUGAACAAGCUUCUGAAACUGUUGAUUGGCUCUACUGGAGUGGUAUGUGGGGAGAUGAGCAAUAUCCUGACAGCGACAAGAGACAAAGCUGUGCUCUCGGAGUGAGUUAUUCCCAUCUUGAUGAGUAG